UUCUUAGUUAACGACGCUUCGAAGUAACCAACCCGAUACCCAUUUUACAACCCGAAAAAAUGCUAAUGGUCGUCCCUCCGAUUCCAAAUCAUCAACAAUUUCUUUGUUUCUAAUUCUCUCCGGUUCUUCUUCUUCUUCUUCUUCUUUCUGAUCUCUCUCUCUCUCUCUCUGUUCUGUUCCUACCCACUUCAUAAUCGUUGGUUUUCCAGAUCCAGUCCCCGAAUUCCCUUCCGUUUUCCCGAGAAACAAACAGUUAAAGCGGUUCCGGGAAAAUGUCACAUAGCGACACGGUGCCCCUCCACCCGUCGUCCCAAUCCGAUAUCGAUGAGAUCGAGAACCUCAUCAACGCUAGCGUCCAAUCUGGUCCCGCCACCGUCCUUCCCGCCAGACCGCCAAGCCCUCCUCGAGCCUCGAUCCCGGUCUCUUCGUCCCCCUUCAUUCAGUCCAAUAUUCCCCCAACCACCACCACCACCACCACCAACCAGAAACCGCCAACCGUCCCCGCUCCUCCUCCUCUGCCCUCUUCCAGCAAUGGCACCCCGAACAUUGGCGCCACCGGGUUCGGAUCCCCGCCUAAUACGCUGACGGAGCCUGUGUGGGAUACAGUGAAAAGAGAUCUGUCUCGGAUCGUCAGCAACUUGAAGCUGGUCGUUUUCCCAAACCCAUAUCGCGAGGACCCAGGAAAGGCUUUGAGGGAUUGGGAUCUUUGGGGGCCUUUCUUUUUCAUUGUGUUUCUGGGUCUUACCCUUUCUUGGUCUGCCUCGGUGAAGAAGUCUGAGGUUUUUGCUGUUGCAUUUGCCCUACUAGCUGCUGGUGCUGUAAUUUUGACAUUGAAUGUACUGCUACUGGGCGGUCAUAUAAUUUUCUUCCAGAGUCUGAGCCUUUUGGGUUAUUGCUUGUUUCCUCUGGAUGUGGGUGCCCUAAUCUGUAUGUUGAAGGACAACGUUUUAGUGAAAGUGAUUGUAGUUUGCGUGACAUUGGCCUGGAGCUCGUGGGCUGCAUAUCCUUUUAUGAGUUCAGCUGUCAACCCAAGGAGAAAAGCGCUUGCACUUUAUCCUGUUUUUCUUAUGUAUGUAUCUGUUGGUUUUCUUAUCAUUGCCAUUGAUUAGUGCAUCAAUGUUUCUGAAUUAUAGGAUUUCAAAAGUAAUUGAAACUUACAUGCUGUUAAAUAGGAAUUUUAUGCGGUGAUUAAGUUUCUUCUUGUGUUACUGUAAUUUUUUUGACUGGACAAGGUUGGGAGCUCAAUCUGCCAAAUAUAAUAUACUAGCUGUAUGAAACUUAUACACAUUUUUAA
Molecule: messenger RNA, 1294 nt
Organism: Ziziphus jujuba (common jujube)
Lineage: Eukaryota; Viridiplantae; Streptophyta; Magnoliopsida; Rosales; Rhamnaceae
Product: protein YIP4b
Exons: 3
Coding region: 273-1109 (278 amino acids)
Biological process (GO): endoplasmic reticulum to Golgi vesicle-mediated transport
Cellular component (GO): membrane; trans-Golgi network
Source: RefSeq, a predicted model, not a curated record